UCGUCAGAGUCCAAGCGCAACAACACCUUCGCCGCCGGCACCGUUCCCGCUUGGAUCGCUGAAGAUUCCCACCACAUCUAUCGACCAUCAUCCAGUCUCCAGCCACGAGGUGUGUGGCCGUCGGCGUCCAUCCGCCGCGAGCUCAUCUUGAGGAAGCGAGAUCGGAGUCGAUCUGCACGCAGCGAAAGGCCUCGAGAGUUUAUUUCCAGGGCCAGGAGAAGAUGACGACCUCGAUUGGAAAUGCAGCAUUUCUCCUGCUGUUGUUGACUGCUUGCUGCGCCACCACCCUUGCCUGCGACCCUAAUGGCGCGAAGUUCGGGUACACCGGCUCGGUUGGUCCUGACCACUGGGGCACCCUGAGCCCCAACUUCACGCAAUGCGCGAGAGGGACGAACCAGUCCCCGGUCGACAUCUGGACGCCAGGAGCAGUUUACAACCCGGCGCUGCAGCCGCUCCACAGGGACUACACCGUCGCGAACGGCACCCUCGUCGACAACAUCUUCAACGUCGGGCUGCGCUUCGACGGCGGCGCUGGGAGCGUGACCGUCGACGGUAAGCAGUACAGGCUGAAGCAGAUGCACUGGCACUCGCCUUCCGAGCACACCAUCAACGGGCAGAGGUUCCCCGUGGAGCUCCACAUGGUCCACGCCAGCGACGACGGCAACGUCACCGUCGUCGCGAUGCUCUACCGGUUCGGCAGGCCAGACCCAUUCCUUUGGCAGAUACAGGACAAGCUGGCCGCGCUGUACGCCGAGGGCUGCGACGCGGAGAAGGGCGCCCCGGUGGCCGCCGGCGUCGUGAGCCUGUGGCCGCUGCGGCUGCACUCCCACGCGUACUACAGGUACGUCGGGUCCUUCACCACGCCGCCGUGCACCGAGAACGUCGUCUGGAGCAUCCUCACCCAGGUGAGGGAGAUGACGGUCGAUCAGGCCGCCGCCCUGAUGGCGCCCCUGGAGCAGGAGUACAGGCAUAACAACAGGCCGACGCAGCCGAUGAACGGCCGCGUCGUCCAGGUCUAUCGCUUCAUGCCGUAGCUGUACCCCGUAUGCGGCCUGAUCGCCGGGGACGAUAGUUCCGGCUUGGGUUCCCUGUCAGUUGUUUCUCUGUCAAAGUCGUUUGUGUUCUGCACUUGUGUUAGGCUCAGUACGUAGUUUGGUCUCCUGUUUGCCGCCGGCCAUGUCCAUGGUCGGGUUUGGGAAGACUGACGUUGGUUAGUAGUAGGUUACUAGUAGAUGUAUGUAAGAGCUUUGGUUUCUGCACAACCUGGUGUUGAUCCUCUUUAUCUGUAUGAUGGGAUGCGAAUCAAUCGAAAAGUUUCAGUGCAACGUUGUAUGCCA
Setaria italica (foxtail millet) is the source of this 1337-nucleotide messenger RNA. RefSeq names its product alpha carbonic anhydrase 1, chloroplastic. Gene Ontology annotation, molecular function: zinc ion binding; carbonate dehydratase activity. The transcript has 7 exons. The coding region runs from base 222 to 1034 and encodes 270 amino acids. The record is from RefSeq and is a predicted model, not a curated record. Lineage: Eukaryota; Viridiplantae; Streptophyta; Magnoliopsida; Poales; Poaceae.